Molecule: messenger RNA, 1325 nt
Organism: Colossoma macropomum (tambaqui)
Lineage: Eukaryota; Metazoa; Chordata; Actinopteri; Characiformes; Serrasalmidae
Gene: dnase1l1l
Product: deoxyribonuclease I-like 1-like
Exons: 9
Coding region: 299-1189 (296 amino acids)
Biological process (GO): DNA catabolic process
Cellular component (GO): nucleus
Molecular function (GO): DNA nuclease activity
Source: RefSeq, a predicted model, not a curated record
UUGUUUAGUAAAAGAGACAAUAUGCACCUGAUGGUGCUGAAUGGCCAUUGUGUGACCGCAGGUCACUCUCUUCAGCUUUCCAGAUUGACCUGCACUGUGGUGGACCACUGACACAGCUCAUUUUAAAAGGCACCCAUACACACACAUAUACACAUACACAUUGCCCCUCCCACUAGCCUUUCUGCCUUUCACAAUAUUUCCUGUGUGAUCUAAAGACUACCAGAGCCCAUUAAAGACAUGGACUCCACUGGACAACCAUUACAGUAUCUGGAGACCUGUGACUUAUGGUGCUGUGAAAAUGAGGCCAGCCGUUUUGCUGAUGUGUUUUGUGGGAAUGUGCUUGUUCUCAACAACACUUUCUCUGAAAAUUUGUGCCUUUAAUGUCCAGAGCUUUGGGGAAGCAAAAGCCCACAACAAAAAAGUUAUGGGGAUUUUGAUCAAGAUCAUUUCCCGCUGUGACUUGAGUUUGAUUCAGGAGGUGCGAGACUCCAAAGGUGAAGCCAUCCCUGCACUGCUGAAGGCCUUGAACAGGUUUGACAAAUCUCAUGUGUACAAUCAUCUAGAGAGCAAACGACUGGGAAGGACGACAUACAAAGAGCAGUAUGUGUAUAUUUACAGGAAAGAUAUGCUCCAGGUGCAAGAGCAGUUCCAUUAUCCUGAACUGAACCAGCAAAUGUCUAAUGACACAGGCGUUUUCUCCAGGGAGCCUUUCAUAAUACGCAUCCAUUCACCCACCACCCUUGUGAAAAACUUUGUCAUCAUUGGUCAUCAUACCUGUCCUACAAAAGCCAUGAAAGAGAUGGAAGAACUUUUUGGAGUUUUCCAAGCGAUCAAAAAGAAAUGGAAAACAGAGAAUGUGAUGCUCCUGGGAGAUCUGAAUGCUGACUGUGGCUAUGUGACCAUUAAAGGCUUAAAGAGCCUCAGACUGAGAAACGACCCAAGGUUCCGCUGGCUGAUUACGGAUGAACAGGACACAACAGUCCGUGACAAAACUCACUGCGCUUAUGACAGGAUAAUUGUACAUGGCAAAGAACUGAUUUCUGGGAUUGUGCCGGAGUCUGCUCAACCAUUCAACUUCAAAAAUGAGUUCCGUUUAACUGAGCAGGAGGCUUUGGAAGUCAGUGACCACUAUCCGGUAGAAGUUGACCUAAAGCCAAGCCACCACUACCUCCUUCGUCAUGAGCUCUGACACAACAAGAAUCUCUGAAGUAACUCCAAGGCCCAGAACCUGCUGUUUUAGAAGAUUUUUCCAUUUUAUCAAAUAUAAAUUUGUCUCCACAUCCUUGAACAGCUGUUUCAAACUUGCCUCUUAUAGUAACUUCUAA